AAAAAAUAAGCGUAGUAGCCUAACUCUCUCUGUUUUACUAUGUUAUCCGUUAGCCAGCCGCCCAAUCAAGAGGUCCAAAGGUUAAAAUCAAACGUAAGGAGCCUACGGAAGCCGGCUGGGUCAAAGCGAAGCGAAGGGGCGAGUCAGAAAACAACACCACGGUGUGAAUUCAUUUAUAUGAACUGUUUAGCUAUGCUAAAGUUAUUGUCGCCAGCAGGUUAAACUAUAUUUACUUUUCUCCGCUAUCCUCUUCAGAUAAGGGCGCCCUGCUGCCUUUGUUUGUCAGCUGUCAAACGUGAUCCAUCUUGUUGGUAACAGUUAUGAUCCGUAGAGCGGGUUAUAGAUGUCAUAACCAGUCGUGAAGCGUUAGAAAGAUGUCCGACAGCGGCGGGUUCAGAUGGACGGUGGUCGUUCUGACCUGCCAACACAAAGACAGCGUCUACUCCUUCCAGAGAGAGCUGGAGCUGCGACAGCAGCGUGGCUCUAUCUCUCAGGGUGCGUUGGUUUUAACUGUGCGGGACCGCCAGGAGCCGCUGGGCAGCGGAGGUGCAACGAUGAACGCCCUGCUGGUCGCUGCUGAACACCUGAGCAACAGAGCCGGACACACUGUGGUGACAGCUGAUGUUCUGGAUGAAGCUCACAUCCUCAUCCUCCACACGGGUCGUGACUUCCCCUGGAGCUCCUGCAGCAGAGCGUUCUGCUGGCUGCCUUCAGAGAAACCCGACCAGACCGUCCAGGCUCCGGUCUGCUGUCUGGACCUCCUGCUGGACUGCCUCAGUACCCAGAUCUGUCCUGGUUCUCCUCCCGGUGUUUGGGUCUGCAGCACCGACAUGAUCCUCAACAUCCCUGCAGACUUCUUUUUGUCCUGGGAGGGUUUCUCUGGAGUUCGGGUUGUGUCACUGCCGGGCGAUAUCUCCUACGCAGCCAAUCAUGGAGUCUACCUGUCCGACCAACAGGGUCAGGUCAGGGACAUCAUCUACAAGGGAACAAAGGAGCAGAUUCAACAGGCUGUGAUGCCUGAUGGGAAAGUGCCACUGGUGUCUGGUCCAGUCUUCUUUAGCAGGUCUGUAUCAGAGAAGUUGCUUCAGACUCACGUCUCUCCACCACUGGAUGGCUGCACCUAUCUGGGCCUGGACUCUGGAGCUCCGCCCCUCCAGAUCUCUCUGUUCCUGGAUGUGUUGAAGUGUCUCUGCUCAGAUGUGACUCAUGAUCAGUUUGUGAGUCAGGAGAGUGCCGGCUGCAGUUCGGCUGCCGGGCAACAGGGGGCAGCGGUGAGGAGCGGCAGGAUGGAACUGUGGAGGAUCCUGAGAGGAGCUCCACUCAGUUUGGUUUAUGUCCCCGAAGGCCGUUACGACUACCUGACUCUCUCCGGAAAGCAGCAUGUCGAGCGGCUGCGCUGUGAUUGGACGGACAGAAACACUCUGUCUCACAUCCAGAGAGAGAGCGAGGUGGCUGAAGGAGGUCGAGUGAUCAACAGCGUUCUGGAAGGAGGCGUGGCCGUGGCGUCCGGAGCAUUGGUGCAACACUGCCACCUGCAGGGUCCUCUGGACGUCCCGUCAGGUUGUUUACUGUCCGGUCUUGAAUUGAUGACAUCACAGUGUAUCAGGCAGCUGAAGCUGGCUGAUGACAUCAUCCUCCAGGCACAUCGUAUUGAGGUUGGGGAACUGAAGCUGAAUGUUUACACGGUUACAGGAGCGCAGGACUACCUGGAGGUCUCCUCUGAUGACAGCAGCGCCUCCUUCCUGAACCAGAGAUGGAGCCUUUUUUACAGCAGAACAGGAAUCCAGCCGGAGGAGUUGUGGGUCAGAGGAGAACAGCGCUCCCUCCUGGAGGCUCGUCUCUUCCCCGUCUUCCACCCUAGAGGAGGCGCUGUGGGUCUGGAGGGAGGUGUGGGCUGGCUGCUGGGUGGUGCCGGCUGUCUGCAGAGGUGGAGGGAGGCGUGGAGGCUCUCUUUAAAGGAUGUGAUGUCACUCACCUGCCAGGACGCGGAGCUACAGUGGAGGGAGGAGUUACUGUUCCUGGCAGGGAGGAGGAGAGUGAUGGAUACUCUGAGAAGUCGCACAGACGUCUGCCUGCUGCCUUGCUUCAGGGCUGCGGUGCUGGGAGGCCAGCAGGUGGCGCUGCUGGAGACACUGGACAGCAUUGCAGCAGGUAGCAGGGAACAGGGGGCGGAGUCAGGAUCAGAUUUGGGCGUGGCUGCUCGCUGUCUCUCCUGUAUUGCUGAUGUGUUGGUGUGCAUGGCGGGGGGGAGAGGGGGCCUGAGGAGUGGGCCUGCUGCAAACGAGGCCUGGAGCUCCGCUUACUCCCUGUUAGAGGAGGGUGACCUGAGGGGCGGGGUCAAAGCCCUGGCUACGCAGAGAGAUAAUUGGCUGAGCAGGCCGGACCUGCUGGUUCGGGCGGCGCGUCACUAUGAGGGCGCGGGACAGGUGCUCCUACGAAAAGCUGUGAUGUCAUCGCAGAGGUUCAUCUCCAUUGGCCAGGGUGAGGUCCCGCCCCUUGAGAAGUGGCAGGAAGUGGAGUGUCCGGCAAGACUGGACCUGGCAGGUGGCUGGAGUGACACGCCGCCCAUCGCCUUCGAGCACGGCGGCUCUGUGACCAAUGUUGCAGUGAAGGUUGAUGGGAAACGUCCUAUUGGUGCCAGAGCCCGUCGCAUCAGAGAGCCCCGCCUCCUGCUGGUCAGCUACACAGGAGGGCGGGACAGUGGGGUUUCCACUGAGACUGUGUGUAACAACCUGGAUGACCUGAGGGACUACUGCCAGCCUCAUGCACCAGGAGCCCUGCUGAAGGCGGUGUGUGUGUGCAGCGGUCUGGUGUCUCUCUCCUCCCAGCAUGCUCUGGGGGAUCAACUGAUGCAGCGGUGGGGAGGAGGGGUGGAGCUCCAAAGCUGGUCGCUGCUGCCCACCGGAUCUGGACUGGGUACCAGCAGUAUCCUGGCGGGGGCGCUGUUGGCUGCAAUCUACAGGUGUACCGGUCGAAGCUACGACACAGACUCCCUCAUCCACGCUGUCCUGUACCUGGAACAGAUUCUCACCACAGGUGGAGGCUGGCAGGAUCAAGUAGGAGGUCUGGUGGGCGGAGUGAAGGUGGGUCGUUCCAGAGCAUCUCUGCCUCUGACAGUAGAGGUGGAACGUCUCAGUCCUCCAGAUGAUUUUCUGGUUUCUCUGGAGAAGCACCUUCUGCUGGUGUACACCGGCAAAACCCGCCUGGCUCGAAACCUCCUGCAGGAUGUGGUUCGUAGCUGGUACAGUCGUCUGCCCUCAAUGGUCCAGAACGCCCAGCAGCUGGUGGCCAACUCAGAGGAAUGUGCCAGAGCCUGUUCAGAUGGUUCUCUGUCCAGGCUGGGCCUGUGUCUGGACCGCUCGUGGCAGCAGAAGAAGCUGAUGGCUCCUGGUUGUGAGCCGGCCUCAGUGAGGGCCAUGAUGGAGGCCCUGAGGCCGCUGGUUCUGGGUCAGAGUCUGGCCGGGGCCGGAGGCGGGGGCUUCCUCUACCUGCUGACCCGGGAGCCUCAACAGCGGCAGGCUGUGCUGCAGGUCCUCAACAACACGCCGGGCCUGGGAGACUUCAGUGCCCACUCAGUUGAGCUGGACAUGGACGGGAUUAAAGUCCUACCAACAUCCUGAGGACACACACACACACACACACACACACAUGUAUAGUAAUAUUAAUAUUGUAGAUACAGUACAGUGUCUAUAAACUACAAGUUGUGUUAUUGGAUGUCAUAUUAUCAUUGGCUUAACAGUUGUCCAUGAACAUACAGUAUAUAUGAGAGUAUUUUUUAACUAUAUUUGAAAAAUUAAAAAUGUGAACUUAUUCUUCAAGAACACUAUUACAGCUCAAAAGAAAUCACACUUUUUUCUCCAUUGCCUCCAAUAGUCAAAAGAAUAAAAACCCAUGAUGUUUACUUGAACAAUUUAUCUUCAUUAAUGAAAAAAAAACAGACAUUCAAGUGAAAAAUUAUGACUUUUGGUGAAGGAAGUUUGCUUUAUUUUGAAUGGUGCAGCUUGUUUUGUAUUUCAGCUUUAAUCAUGAAUGUAAAUGCUUGAUCAGUGUUAAUCCAUUGUCAGUGUUAGAAAGGACAUUUAACUGACACUUUAAUGUGUCCUUGUAAAGGACAAACUGGAUAAAGGUUUAAUUUAAUAAAGGAAAAUGAAAUCAUUCUAACCAGCCAGUGAAAGUGUGUGGAAAACCACAACUAAUUUGCGAUCAAUAACAUAAUUUCAACAAGUAAAUGAUCCAAACUGUAGUGUGUAGUGUCUUAAGGGUUCACACUAAUGUCAAUGUGAAGGAAUCUCUUUUUUUGUAUUUUAUGAAUCUAUUUUUGAUAUAAAGCUGUGAGAUUCUGUCCAGUAUGUGAUCAAGAGUAUUUAACUGUAUUCAGUUUAUAAAUGAACAGAAUAAAUACUCAGAACAGAACCAAAAGAUUGUUUUCGGGUGUUUUCAAGUUUGUGUCUAAAGAUAACAGGAGAAGUUAGAGCAUGAAAACAGGAGA
Molecule: messenger RNA, 4489 nt
Organism: Centropristis striata (black sea bass)
Lineage: Eukaryota; Metazoa; Chordata; Actinopteri; Perciformes; Serranidae
Product: L-fucose kinase
Exons: 22
Coding region: 375-3620 (1081 amino acids)
Biological process (GO): GDP-L-fucose salvage
Molecular function (GO): ATP binding; fucokinase activity
Source: RefSeq, a predicted model, not a curated record